GAACUGUUUGAAGCUGCAGCUAAAGAUUCAUCAUUACAUUAUCCACAAAAGAAGCUACAAGUCCAAAACACUCCAACCACAACAUCUGGGCAUGAACAUCUUAAUAUCAUUCAAGUAUCUUUACCAGUUUGUAUUUCAGAUGGGGAUAAUGAGAAAAAAACAGGAAAAGUAGACAAAGCUCGCCAGUUAAGGGAACAAGUCAACGAACUGUUCAGCCGGAAAUUUGGUGAAGCCAUUGGAAUGAACUAUCCUGUGAAAGUUCCCUACAGAAAAAUUACUGCCAACCCUGGAUGUGUAGUAGUAGAUGGAAUGCCAUCAGGUGUUACAUUCAAAGCCCCCAGUUACCUAGAAAUAAGUUCUAUGAGAAGAAUUCUGGACUCAGGAGAAUUCAUUAAAUUUACAGUUAUAAGACCUUUUCCUGGAUUGGUGUUAAAUACUCAAGCACUGGAGGAGAGUGAAUCUUGGCCUUCUACAGAAACU
Molecule: messenger RNA, 480 nt
Organism: Staurois parvus
Lineage: Eukaryota; Metazoa; Chordata; Amphibia; Anura; Ranidae
Source: the annotation of a GenBank genome assembly